AACCUAUCACUGCUCGAUAUAGUGUACCAAACUAGGUGGACAUGGUCGAACAUAUUUAAGAAAGGAACCGCGAUCUUUUUUGAACGAGCAUAAGUCAUAUCUCUCAUGACUUCGAGUUGAUAUUUCUUCAUAGUCUAGACCUACUACACCGAACCCUCCGAUGUGCCCUCAGACAUGAGAUUCGUUUAAUUAGAUCAAACAGUGUCCUUGAUUGAAAUACUCAGUUUUCCAGAUAAUUCGAACGGAUAACGACAAUGUCAUCUCUCCCACAACUCCCCUACGCCCGCUGGCCCCUCGACUACUUCACCCUCUCCUACCUCAUAUCUGUCAUCAUCGUCACCAUCGUCGUCUCGAGCGCCUGUGCCGCACCCAGCAUCCGACAAGCCUCCCUCCCCCAAUCGCUCGUCCUCUACGCCACUGGCAUCCAACUCCUGCUAGUAAACAUCUUGCACCUCUUCGCCAUCCGCACACCAGUGCGCUUUUCCUCGACGUCGAGGGGCUCCGAACUCCCGCCCGGGACAUUCGUCAAUAUGGAAGACGUGGUUGCAGUCGAGGGGGGAGGGGCCUAAGAUUUCAGGAAAACGCUGAGGGAGAGGUUUGAUGCGAGUCCGCGAUUUAGAAGGUUAAUGUGGGAUUUGAAUUGGUUUUGGGGCGUUGUGAGUUUGGGGACGGCGGUGGUGACAACGGUGGUGAUCUAUGAAGUGGAUGAU
This is a messenger RNA of Mytilinidion resinicola, 710 nucleotides long. RefSeq lists its product as uncharacterized. The transcript has a single exon. The record is from RefSeq and is a predicted model, not a curated record. NCBI's taxonomy places the organism in Eukaryota, Fungi, Ascomycota, Dothideomycetes, Mytilinidiales, Mytilinidiaceae. The coding region runs from base 255 to 569 and encodes 104 amino acids.